Molecule: messenger RNA, 2755 nt
Organism: Panicum hallii
Lineage: Eukaryota; Viridiplantae; Streptophyta; Magnoliopsida; Poales; Poaceae
Product: cell division cycle protein 48 homolog
Exons: 9
Coding region: 118-2550 (810 amino acids)
Biological process (GO): autophagosome maturation; retrograde protein transport, ER to cytosol; mitotic spindle disassembly
Cellular component (GO): cytosol; VCP-NPL4-UFD1 AAA ATPase complex; nucleus
Molecular function (GO): ATP hydrolysis activity; ATP binding; polyubiquitin modification-dependent protein binding
Source: RefSeq, a predicted model, not a curated record
UAAUCCCCCUCGGCUCCUCCGCAUCUCGCAUCCUCGCCGCUGCUGCUGCAAUUAACGCCACCGCCGGCCAACAACCCGAAACCUACCUCCGCCGUGGUCGCCGCAACCGCCGCCAGCAUGGCGAGCCAAGGGGAGCCGUCGGCCUCCGCUUCCGAUCCGAAGGGGAAGAAGGACUACUCGACGGCGAUCCUGGAGAGGAAGAAGUCGCCGAACCGCCUGGUCGUUGAUGAGGCCACCAACGACGACAACUCCGUCGUCGCUCUGCACCCGGAAACCAUGGAGAGGCUGCAGCUCUUCCGCGGCGAUACCGUGCUCCUUAAGGGUAAGAAGAGGAAAGAUACUAUUUGCAUUGUCCUUGCGGAUGAAACCUGUGAGGAACCAAAGGUUCGGAUGAACAAGGUUGUCCGCCAGAACCUGAGGGUGAGGCUUGGUGAUGUGGUUUCCGUCCACCAGUGCCAGGAUGUGAAAUAUGGGAAGCGUGUACACAUUCUUCCAAUCGAUGAUACAGUUGAAGGCAUUACAGGGAACCUGUUUGACGCCUUCUUGAAACCAUACUUCCUAGAAGCAUACCGUCCCGUGAGGAAAGGAGACCUUUUCCUUGUCAGGGGUGGAAUGAGAAGUGUGGAGUUCAAAGUGAUAGAGACUGAUCCUGCUGAGUAUUGCAUUGUUGCCCCAGAUACUGAAAUAUUUUGUGAUGGGGAGCCUAUUAAGAGGGAGGAUGAGGAACGUCUUGACGAAGUUGGUUAUGAUGAUGUCGGAGGAGUCAGAAAGCAAAUGGCCCAAAUCAGGGAGCUUGUUGAGCUUCCUCUGCGCCAUCCUCAGCUUUUCAAAUCUAUUGGUGUGAAGCCACCAAAGGGCAUAUUGCUGUACGGACCACCUGGUUCCGGGAAGACUCUUAUUGCUCGUGCAGUUGCAAAUGAGACUGGAGCCUUUUUCUUUCUUAUCAAUGGCCCAGAGAUUAUGUCAAAGCUAGCAGGUGAGAGUGAGAGCAAUCUCAGGAAGGCAUUUGAAGAAGCAGAAAAGAAUGCUCCAUCUAUCAUUUUCAUUGAUGAAAUUGAUUCCAUUGCUCCCAAGAGGGAGAAGACCAAUGGAGAAGUGGAGCGUCGUAUUGUUUCACAGCUACUGACUCUUAUGGACGGACUCAAAGCUCGUUCCCAUGUUAUUGUUAUGGGUGCUACAAACCGACCUAACAGCAUUGAUCCUGCUCUUCGAAGAUUUGGAAGGUUUGACCGGGAGAUUGACAUUGGGGUUCCUGAUGAAGUUGGAAGGCUUGAGGUCCUCCGCAUUCACACGAAGAACAUGAAACUAGCUGAGGAUGUUAAUUUGGAACUCAUUGCCAAGGAUACCCAUGGAUAUGUUGGUGCUGAUCUUGCUGCUCUUUGCACUGAGGCUGCUCUUCAGUGCAUUCGUGAGAAGAUGGACAUCAUAGAUCUUGAGGACGAGACGAUAGAUGCUGAGAUACUCAACUCGAUGGCUGUUACAAAUGACCAUUUCAAGACUGCACUUGGAACAAGCAACCCAUCUGCUCUUCGUGAAACUGUUGUUGAAGUUCCUAAUGUCUCUUGGGAGGAUAUUGGUGGGCUGGACAACGUCAAGAGGGAGCUCCAGGAGACUGUUCAAUAUCCUGUUGAGCACCCGGAGAAGUUCGAGAAGUUUGGCAUGUCUCCAUCCAAAGGAGUUCUGUUCUAUGGCCCUCCUGGUUGUGGUAAGACCUUGUUGGCCAAGGCAAUUGCCAAUGAGUGCCAGGCCAACUUCAUCAGUGUCAAGGGUCCUGAAUUGCUUACCAUGUGGUUUGGUGAGAGUGAAGCCAACGUCCGUGAAAUUUUCGACAAGGCUCGCCAAUCUGCUCCCUGUGUCCUCUUCUUUGAUGAGCUUGACUCGAUUGCUACUCAGAGAGGAAGCAGUGUAGGUGAUGCUGGAGGUGCAGCUGAUAGAGUGCUCAAUCAGCUAUUGACAGAGAUGGACGGCAUGAAUGCUAAGAAAACCGUUUUCAUUAUUGGGGCUACAAACAGGCCUGAUAUCAUUGAUCCAGCUUUGCUUAGGCCAGGGCGUCUUGACCAGCUGAUCUACAUUCCACUGCCUGAUGAGCAGUCUAGGCUACAGAUCUUCAAGGCCUGCCUUAGGAAGUCCCCUGUGGCGAAGGAAGUGGACUUGAACGCUCUUGCUAAGUACACCCAAGGGUUCAGUGGUGCAGAUAUCACUGAAAUUUGCCAGCGUGCCGUCAAAUAUGCCAUCAGAGAGAACAUUGAGAAGGAUAUUGAGAGGGAAAGGCGGAGAAAGGACAACCCGGAGGCAAUGGAGGAGGAUGAAGUGGAUGACAUUGCCGAAAUCAAGGCAGCUCACUUUGAGGAGUCGAUGAAGUACGCACGCCGCAGUGUCAGCGACGCAGAUAUCCGCAAGUACCAGGCGUUUGCCCAGACGUUGCAGCAGUCCCGUGGGUUUGGCAGCGAGUUCCGCUUCUCAGAGCAGUCAGCGACUGCCGCCACCACAGCUGCAGCUGAUCCUUUUGCAUCCACUGGUGCGGCUGAUGAUGACGAUCUAUACAGCUAGGUUUCUUGUUGGGUUGUUGCUGGUUGGUUCUGGGUUGUGUUCGAUAUCAGUCGCAUCAAUCAUCUGUUUAAAACUAAUCAUACUUUAGACACGAGAUGCCGUGCAAUGAUAUUUAUGUUCCGUACAUUUGGAUGUAGCCGACUCUCGGCUUGUUUUAAUUAUUCAUGAUAUACUAUUGGCCAAUGUCUCUCUUGGUUGAUGACAA